Messenger RNA from Entelurus aequoreus (snake pipefish), 3257 nucleotides. Its product is annotated as ephrin type-A receptor 7-like. Gene Ontology annotation, biological process: protein phosphorylation; cell surface receptor protein tyrosine kinase signaling pathway; axon guidance. Gene Ontology annotation, cellular component: neuron projection; plasma membrane. Gene Ontology annotation, molecular function: protein binding; transmembrane-ephrin receptor activity; ATP binding. The record is from RefSeq and is a predicted model, not a curated record. The transcript is spliced from 18 exons. NCBI's taxonomy places the organism in Eukaryota, Metazoa, Chordata, Actinopteri, Syngnathiformes, Syngnathidae. The coding region runs from base 130 to 3204 and encodes 1024 amino acids.
CGGCCCUCGCUCCACACACACACACACACACACACACACCCCGGGAUCAGUGCGCCUCUGCUGCGGAGCUUUGCGCGCUGGCAGGCUGGAGAGAGAUGACAACAGCCCCGCGGAACUGGCCAGACAAACAUGGAUCCCCGUAAAACGCUGAUUUCGCUGCUUUGGAUAUUAAUUCUGAACCUUUUGGAAGACUGCCGCGCGGAGGAAGUGGUGCUGCUGAAUUCUAAAGAGACACAAGCAGAACUGGGCUGGACCUCAUUUCCCCCCAAUGGGUGGGAGGAGAUAAGCGGCGUGGAUGAAAAGUACAAGCCCAUCCGGACCUACCAGGUGUGCAACGUGAUGGAGCCCACCCAGCAGAACAACUGGCUGCAGACCGGGUGGGUGGCGCGGCAAGGAGGCCAGCGCAUCUUUGUGGAGCUCCAGUUUACGCUCCGCGACUGCAACAGCAUUCCCGGCGUGGCCGGCACCUGCAAGGAGACCUUCAACCUCCUUUACGUCGAGUCGGACCGGGACCUGGGCGGCGUGACCCGGGAGGACCGCUACACCAAGAUCGACACCAUCGCCGCCGACGAGAGCUUCACGCAGGGGGAUUUGGGCGAGAGAAAGAUGAAGCUGAACACCGAAGUGCGAGAGAUCGGCCACCUCAACCGCCGGGGCUUCCACCUCGCCUUCCAGGACGUCGGCGCCUGCGUGGCCCUGGUGGCCGUGCGGGUGUACUACAAGCGCUGCCUCGCCACCGUCCAGAACUUGGCCAUCUUCCCCGACACGGUGGCGGAGGCGGCCUUUUCCACGCUGGUGGAGGUGCGCGGCAGCUGCGUCAACAACUCUGAGGUGGACGCCGACAGCCCUCCCAGGAUGCAUUGCAGCGCCGAGGGCGAGUGGCUGGUGCCGAUCGGGAAGUGCAGCUGCAGCGCGGGCUACGAGGAGGGACACAGCAGCUGCGAAGCGUGUCCCCCGGGAUCGUACAAGAUGUCCUCCAGGCAGCAGGAGUGCUUCCCAUGCCCCGCAAACAGCGUCGCCGAGGAUGAGGGCUCGGUGGCGUGCGUGUGCGAGGAGGACCACUUCAGGACCCCCCUGGACUCGCCCUCCUCACCGUGCACACGUCCUCCCUCGCCACCUCGAGACUUGGUCUACACCCUGAAGCAGUCGACUCUCAUCUUGGAAUGGGGCGCACCAUCGGACACGGGUGGCAGAGUCGAUCUGACCUACACCAUGGGUUGCCGGCGGUGCGCCGGCCGGCAGUGCGAGCCCUGCGGCGCGAGCAUCGGCUUCGUGCCUCAGCAGGUGGGCCUGGCGGAGAGAACGGUGACCGUGGUCAAUCUCCUUCCCAACACCAACUACACCUUCACCGUGGAAGCUUUGAAUGGAGUGUCGGAGCUGCUGCCCGGCAAGAGGUUCUACACCCAGGUCAACGUGUCGACAAGCUUGCCUGCGUCAUCUCUGGUCAGUCAACUCCGAGCCGAGAAGAUUGAGGAGAAGAGCAUCACGCUGGUGUGGAGGCAGCCUUCGUCGCCAAACAGCAGCAGGACGGAAUAUGAAGUCAAGUACUACGAAAAGGAGCAAAAGGACCAGAGUUAUUCCACCAUGAAAACGGCCGCCACCCGGAUCAGCGUCAACAACCUGAAAGCCGGCACCACCUACGUCUUCCUCAUCCGUCCCUUCACCACGCCCGCACCCUCCUCAUCCCUGGCUUCGUCCCCUCUCUCCUCCUCCUCCUCCUCCUCCUCCUCCACGUAUCCCUCGUCCUCAUCCUCCUCGUCCUCCUCGUCCUCGUCUCCUCCUCCCAUCGACUACGGAGCCUACAGCGCUCCCCUGGAGCUGCAGACUCUGGGAGAGUUGGCUCUAGCGUCCAGUGAACAGAGUCCAGUGGUGAUCAUCGCCAUCGUGUCGGUGGCAGCGCUCGUCAUGCUCCUCUCCAUGGGAGUGGGACUGCACAUCUGGAGAAGACAAUGCGGCUACAGCAAAACCUCUCAAGAGGGAGACGAGGAACUUUACUUCCAAUUCAAGAUUCCCACACGAAGGACCUACAUUGACCCAGAGACUUGCGAGGACCUGCUGCAGGCGGUCCAUGCCUUUGCCAAGGAGUUGGACAACUCCAGCAUCAAGAUAGAAAGGAUUGUUCACACAGGCGACUUUGGCGAGGUGUGUCGCGGCUGCCUCAAGCUGCCGAGCAAGAGAGAGCUGCCGGUGGCCAUCAAGACACUGCGAGCGGGCUGCUCGGAGAAACAGCGGCGUUUAUUCCUCAGCGAGGCCGGCAUCCUGGGCCAGUUUGACCACUCCAACAUCAUCCGGCUGGAGGGCGUGGUCACCAGCGGUAACACCAUGAUGAUCAUCGUGGAGAGCAUGUCUAAUGGAGCCUUAGACUCCUUCCUGAGGAAACACGAGGGUCAGCUGAGCGUAAUGCAGCUGAUGGAUAUGCUGACUGGUGUGGCGUCGGGGAUGAAGUACCUCGCCGAAAUGGGCUUUGUUCACAAGCGCCUGGCUGCACACAAGGUUCUGGUGAACGCCAACCUGGGCUGCAAGGUGUCUGGCUUCAGACCUCUUCAAGAGGACAAAAUAGAGGCUAUCUACACGACCCUGCACGGAGGGAAGAGCGUGGUGCUGUGGACCGCUCCAGAGGCCAUCCAGUAUCACCGCUUCUCCUCGGCUUCAGAUGUCUGGAGCUUUGGUAUCGUCAUGUGGGAGGUCAUGUCCUACGGGGAGAGGCCCUACUGGGAUAUGGGCAACCAGGAUGUGAUCAAGGCCAUCGAGGACGGAUUCAGGCUGCCUGCGCCGGUGAGCUGUCCUCCACAUCUGCAUCAGUUAAUGCUGGACUGCUGGCAGAAGGAGAGAACAGAGAGACCCAGCUUUGGUCAGAUACACUCAGCGCUCAGCAAGAGCAUCCGCUCCCCCGACGCCAUCGGCUCCUCCACGUUGGCACGAAGGACUCUGAGUUCUUCCAUUACACUAGCAGAAAGGCCUCUCCCCACCUUCCCGUCGUUUAACUCGGUGGGAGAGUGGCUGGACGCUGUGGACAUGGGCCGAUACAAGGACAACUUCACUGCCGCAGGAUACUGCUACUUGGAGUCGGUGGCACGGAUGACUGUACAAGACGUACUAAGUCUGGGCAUCACUUCCCUGGAGCACCAGAAGCUGAUCCUGGCCGCCAUCCAGACCCUGAGGGCCCAAGUCAUCCAAAUGCACGGACGGGGGGUGCAAGUGUAACCGACCGUCACCCGCAGACCGCCACCAGGCACCUGCAGACGUGGACGACGGGG